GAAUUUCAAAUUGCACAACAAGGACUUCAGGAAUGCGUUGAUGCUGAAUUUGAUACAAUGGAACAAGAAAGGAAGAGAAUUAGAAUUGAUAUGUUUGACUUAAAUUAUUUGAGAUAUUGA
Messenger RNA from Funneliformis caledonium, 120 nucleotides. Lineage: Eukaryota; Fungi; Glomeromycota; Glomeromycetes; Glomerales; Glomeraceae. The record is from the annotation of a GenBank genome assembly.